AUGUCUCUUCUAGUCAAAGUUGCUGUGAAACAAAAGAGAAAGGAAAAAGGUGAGGAUCCUGAGGUUCAACAGGAUAACUUGAUCUUAAAACAUCAGGAAGGAAGCUCUGUGCGAGGAGAGAAGGUUACUUCACACAACAUGGAUGUAGAAACUGUUGCUGAAUCACUUGGAGCAGUUAUUCUAUCAAUAGAGAAGGUCCCUCAAAAGGCUAUUGUUAACAAGGAAGGGGCGCAAAAUAGGAAAUGGACAAGAAGGAAGACUACAAAGGAAGUGAAAUCUGGUAGUGGAAAGACUGUUAAACCAAAGCUCGUGAAGCGACAACUUGUGGAUGUUAUGAUAACAGAGGGUCCUAUUGAAAAAGGUAUUCUUGGAGAAAAGAAAAGGAAACAAACUGCAACUGUUAGCGAAGGUCACAACUUGUUAACAGAGGUGGUGUUGGAUGACCAACACCGCCUUCCCCAAUGA
Lathyrus sativus (Indian pea) is the source of this 465-nucleotide messenger RNA. The record is from the annotation of a GenBank genome assembly. Lineage: Eukaryota; Viridiplantae; Streptophyta; Magnoliopsida; Fabales; Fabaceae.